Messenger RNA from Aspergillus neoniger CBS 115656, 1627 nucleotides. RefSeq names its product cytochrome P450. The record is from RefSeq and is a predicted model, not a curated record. Gene Ontology annotation, molecular function: heme binding; iron ion binding; oxidoreductase activity, acting on paired donors, with incorporation or reduction of molecular oxygen. Lineage: Eukaryota; Fungi; Ascomycota; Eurotiomycetes; Eurotiales; Aspergillaceae. The transcript has 6 exons. Bases 109 to 1620 code for a protein of 503 amino acids.
CCUCCGCAUGGCGAUGGUCGGCCAGAUCAUAAAUAGACCAAGUCUGAACUUUCCUGCUGCUGCUGUUUGACCAGAUCCAACUUUCACUCUCUCGUUUCACUCGUCAAAAUGGUGUUUGCGAUGGCCUUGCCUUCGGGCCAAAUGCCCGAGAUUAACCCUAGCAACCUGUCCCUGCCGGUCAUGGCGGUUGUCAUUGUCCCUUGGAUCUUCAUUCUUUUGAUCAAAUUCCUUCCUCAAGGUCCUACCAUCAAGGGUGUCCCGGGCUCCUUCCUCGAUCUUUUCUGCUGUGGUAUUGCUACCAAGCUCAACUUUGUCACUGGACGGAGUGCACACUACUUCAGCUCCCUCCAUGUCUCAUACGCAGGAAAAAUUGUCAGGUUCGCCCCAGGACAAGCCACCACCAACACCAUCAAAGGUCUUCGUAACAUUUACGGCGCCGGAUCUGGCAAAGGCAGCACCUUCCUCAAGACCGGCUUCUACAAGGGCAUCUCUCGCCGCAACAUCUUCACGGCCAGCGACCCGGUCUACCAUGCUUCCGUUCGAAAGCUGUUCAAUCCCUCCAUGACUCCCAACAGCAUGCAAGCUCAUGCAAACGUGGUUCUGGAAUGUACCUCGCGCCUCCACGAUGUCAUCAAUGCCACUCAUAAGACCACCGAUACCAUCAGUCUCAACCGGCUGCUUUACUGCCACUCCGUGGACACCGUCUCCGAAGUGCUCCUUGGCAAGUCCUUGGGCUGUUUGAAGCGAGGCAAGCCGUACUUCUGGACCGAGCAGCUCAGCCGCAUCUUCUUCUGGGCCACAAUCCGUGACCAGUUUGCUGGGUCUGGAGUCCCCACUAUGAUCAAGAUGAUGCUGCGCUACUUGAUCCGGAAGGGUGUCCGCUCUCGUGCAGAGCAGGCUCGGAUGCGACUCAUUAACGAGCAGUUGACUGCGUCCCACACCCGUCGCGACAUCAUGGUCGAAGUGAUGGAGAGAGCCGCCACCAGUGACCUGCCAGUGGAUGAAAUUGCCGAGAAUUUCUCAGCCAUCAUGUUGGCUGGCUUUCACACCACUCAAAACGCUCUCUGUGCCACCAUCUACUUCGUUCUGACACACCCUGAGGCCCAUGCCAAGCUGAUCAGCGAAUUGCAAGCGGCGUUCGCCUCCCCUGAAGAUAUCUCUGGAGAUGUCGCCGCGAGCCUACCCUACCUGAACGCCAUCAUAACGGAGUCUCUCCGUCUGUACCCACCAGUGCCACUUGGAGGCCCGCGCGUCUCACCGGGAGCCUAUGUUGACGGGACUUACAUUCCAGCCGGGACCGAAAUUUGCACAUCCCUGUUUGCGCUACAUCACAAUCCCGAAUACUUCAACGAACCAUAUGAGUUUAUUCCUGAGCGGUGGACAGACCCCGAAUCCACCGACAAGAAGGAGGCAGUUCAGCCCUUUUUGGUGGGAAGCCGGUCCUGCGUUGCCAAGUACUUCGCGAAACAGAUGAUACAACUUACUUUAGCGUCAUUCUUCAUGGAAUACGAAGCAGAGUAUAUUGGUCCUGUCAAGGACUGGCAGCGGGAGAGUCGCUGCUACGCCUUCUGGGAGGUGCCCGAUUUGAAGCUGAAGCUCCGGAAGCGAGAGGCUAUCUAAUAUGAAC